AUGACGUUCUCUGAGAAAGAGAUAUCGGACGUAGAGAAGGGUGUGCAACAUGCAGCGGAGAAGAGCGAGGAAGGAAAUAAAUUUCCCGGUCACAAUGUCGGCGAGAACGCCGACGCCGACGAAACGAUAAGAAACCAUGACCCAGCAGCGCAACCUCCGCAAGAAGAAUAUGAAGAAGAAGAAGAGAUUGAACGAAUCUCUACGCAUCGCUCUCGCGUUGCUUCAACGAAACCAAACGCGCUCAAGCAGAUCACGAAAACGAUAACCGCCCGCUCGAAUGCGUCAGUCAUUGAUCCGGGCCCACCGCCUGAUGGAGGUGUCAAGGCCUGGUUGCAAGUGUUUGCGGGCAUGUUGGUUAUUACGAAUACUUGGGGUAUGACGGCAACGUUUGGUGUGUUUCAGAGUUAUUAUACGACGGAGCUGGGGAUGGAGGCAAGUGCUGUUAGUUGGAUUGGGAGCAUGCAGAUGUUGGGGCAUUUUGGACUCGGCAUGUUCACCGGCCGGGCCCUCGACGCCGGCUUUUUCCACUGGGUUGUGAUCCCCGGCAUGCUGCUCUCUGCUCUUGGCAUCUUCCUCACCAGUCUCUGCCACGAGUACUGGCAAUUCUUCCUCGCGCAAGGUCUCAUGAACGGAAUUGGCAACGGCUGCCAAUUCGCACCCACUAUGUCCCUCGUAACCACCUAUUUCGCGCGCAACCGUAGCGCCGCACUCGCGGUCAUGGCCUGCGGCUCCGCCAUCGGCGGCCUCCUCUACCCCACCAUCGUCCGCCAGCUGCUCCCUCAAAUUGGCUUCCAGUGGACAGUCCGGGUAAUGGGCUUCAUCAUGUUAGCCGUGGGCGCGUGCUACACCUCCCUCCUACGCCCGCGGCUCCCUCCCCGCAAGAGCGGCCCGUUGUUCGAACUCAGUGCCUUCCGCGAGGCGCCGUACACGCUCUACGCCAUCGGCCUGUUCCUCGUCUGUCUAGGGGUUUACUUCGCCUUCUACUACAUCAGCGCGUAUGCGGUGCAUGUCAUCGGUGUCUCCUACGGCACGUCUAUCAACCUCGUGCUCAUAUUGAACGGCAUGGGUCUUCCUGGGCGUCUUAUACCCGGGUACAUCGCGAACAGGUGGCUUGGACCGUACAACACGCUUAUCCCGCUCGCCCUCAUCACAAGCCUGCUCAUGUACUGCUGGGCGGCCGUCAAAACGAAAGCCUCGCUUUACGCAUUUACCAUCCUGUACGGUUUUUUCAGCGCGGGCUUUCAAGGCCUAUUCCCAGCGGUGAUGGCGAAUCUAACGAAGGAUUUGAGUAAGGUGGGGACGAGGAAUGGGAUGGGACUCAGUGUGGUGGGGUUUGCGAGUCUGGUGGGGCCGCCGAUUGCAGGAGCACUGAUCCAGAGUCGGGGCGGGGAUUAUACGGGAGCGCAGAUGUGGGCAGGGAGUGCGAUGCUGAUAGGGAGUCUGACGAUUGUGGCGGGCAGGAUAUGUAUUACUGGGUGGAGACUAAAAGAAAGGGUAUAA
Messenger RNA from Didymosphaeria variabile, 1500 nucleotides. RefSeq lists its product as uncharacterized. The transcript is spliced from 2 exons. Gene Ontology annotation, molecular function: transmembrane transporter activity. Bases 1 to 1500 code for a protein of 499 amino acids. Lineage: Eukaryota; Fungi; Ascomycota; Dothideomycetes; Pleosporales; Didymosphaeriaceae. Gene Ontology annotation, biological process: transmembrane transport. Gene Ontology annotation, cellular component: fungal-type vacuole membrane. The record is from RefSeq and is a predicted model, not a curated record.